Arachis duranensis is the source of this 1548-nucleotide messenger RNA. RefSeq lists its product as uncharacterized. Lineage: Eukaryota; Viridiplantae; Streptophyta; Magnoliopsida; Fabales; Fabaceae. The record is from RefSeq and is a predicted model, not a curated record. The coding region runs from base 77 to 1381 and encodes 434 amino acids. The transcript has 7 exons.
AUGGUCUAAUUAGUUUCCAGCAUUAUUCACUUUAAUUACUAUUUUUGUUGUCACUGAAGAAGGAGAGAUCAGAGAUAUGGGCUGUAAUUUUUGUAGGAACUUUGAACAUCAUAAUAUUCUGGGUUUGUUCAUCAUCGUUGUAUUAGUGGCUGCUAUGGUUGAAUGCAGUUCCUUAAACUACACAAAGUACAAUAAGCAAGUAAGUAGCUUGAGAUUCAAUAGGAUUAUUAAACACUUGGACAAGAUUAACAAGCGCCCUGUUCUCACCAUAGAGAGUCCAGAUGGUGAUAUCAUAGAUUGUGUUCAAAAAAGAAAACAACUAGCUUUCGACCACCCGCUCUUAAAGAAUCACAAGAUCCAGAAAGCGCCAAAAGAGAUGCCAAGAGGGAUUACUAAUAAUGUGAAGAAGGAUAAUAAUAAUAAUAAUGAGGAUGAGGAUGGCAGUAGCCAUGAAAUGGUAGGUGAAGGAGAAAGAGGAGCACUAAAAAGGCAAGAAUGGCAAAUGUGGCACCUAAAUGGGACGGUAUGCCCAAAGGGAACUGUUCCUAUAAGACGAAGCAGAGUGGAUGAUGUGUUCAGAGCUAAGUCUUUGUAUCACUAUGGUAAGAAACAGCCACGAACUCCAUUCUCCCGCCGCAUCCACAGUGACGCCCCCGAUGUAAUUAGCGGUAACGGCCAUGAGGUGCGUCGUAACACUGCUUCGAUAUUUCAAGCAAUGAACGAAUUCAGUCUUUCUCAAAUUUGGAUUUUAUCAGGAUCUUUCGACGGCCCUGAUCUAAAUAGCAUCGAAGCUGGAUGGCAGGUCAGUCCAGAGCUCUAUGGUGACAACAGACCCAGAUUAUUUACUUAUUGGACGAGUGAUUCGUAUCAACAAACCGGAUGCUACAACCUUCUUUGUUCGGGUUUUAUCCAAACAAAUAGUAAGAUUGCCAUUGGAGCAGCCAUCUCUCCUGUCUCUUCUUUUGCUGGCAGCCAAUAUGACAUUACCAUCCUCAUCUGGAAGGAUCCAAAAGCUGGGAAUUGGUGGAUGAGCUUUGGUGACAACACACUGGUUGGGUACUGGCCGGCCGAGCUAUUCACGCACUUGGCUGAUCACGCCACUAUGGUGGAGUGGGGCGGCGAGGUGGUGAACAUGCGAACCAAUGGCCAGCACACCGAAACCCAGAUGGGCUCCGGCCACUUCGCCAGGGAGAGCUUCGGAAAAUCAAGCUACUUUCGGAACCUUCAGAUUGUGGACACUGAUAACAGCCUAAUGAAUGUGCAGGGCAUCUCAACUUUGGCUGAAAACACCAAUUGUUAUGAUAUUAAGAGCUCUUAUAGCAAUGAAUGGGGCACAUACUUCUACUAUGGUGGGCCUGGGAACAAUCCUCAAUGCCCAUGAAUUUUACUUAGUAGUGAUCUUUACUUACAUAUGUUUCAGGUGUGUACACUUAGAGAUAGUUUUGGUUUCAAAUUAAAUUCGUCCAGGAUGAAGUAAUAACUUUUAAUUACAUUCUUUACUUGUAUGUAAUUACCAUAUUUUAAAUUCCAUGUUAUUGUUUAUGUAAA